UUCCGAUCCCGGUAGCUCCUUCUCAGGUCUCACUGAGUCGAGGGUUUUACUCUAAACCCCCCAACAUUUUUUUGAGUCUUUUUCGUUUAGCUCAGCUUCCCGCGCUUAAAUUAAAGUUUCUUCUUUAGUUGCUUAACAAAAGGUCAAAUCCACUCAAAUCCCAGCGUUUCUUGCGAUUUAAAAACUUUAUUUUUUUGAAGUUAAAAAAACGCUCUCCUUGCAAGGCCCGUUAUGGACGUGGAAAUGGAGACGUCUCCUAGCUACUUUGACCCUCAAGAUGACUCCGCCAGGGAAAAGUUUCGACGUUAUGGCUGCAGGAAAAGAAACUCAGGUUCAAGCAUAUCUCCACGGCAAGAAAGUGGGGUUUCAAAGUUCAGUGAAGCUAAGUUGUUGUAUGAGGGACCGAUUAUCCACAGCCCAACUAAUGCUGCACUUCUUCUUGAAAACAUCAAACAAGAGGCUGAGAGCUUUGAUACUGAUUAUUUUGAAGGAACACCUGCAACGACACAAUCAGCUUCUAAGAGGAGGCCAUUACAUGAUGGUCAUCGAAUUGCAGAGACUGAUGGUGGUGUUGAUUCAAUUCGCAGAUUAGGAAGUCAUGCAUUAAAAGCUUGCAAGAUUGAGGAGGAUUUAUUGGCUGAUAAUGGAGACACGACCUUUGCUUUGUUUGCAUCUCUACUUGAUUCCGCUCUUCAAGGGCUAAUCCCGAUUCCGGAUCUGAUUUUACAAUUUGAGAGAUCAUGCCGGAAUGUUUCAGAGUCAAUUAGAUAUGGAUCCAACAUACGCCAUCGGGUUGUAGAGGACAAAUUGAUGAGACAGAAGGCUCAGCUCCUGCUUGACGAGGCUGCUACGUGGUCUCUCCUGUGGUACCUUUAUGGCAAAGUGACCGAUGAACCCCCUGAAGAGCUCAUUCUGUCUCCUUCAACAUCGCAUAUAGAGGCUUGCCGGUUUGUUGUGAAUGAUCACACAGCACAAUUGUGCCUCCGUAUUGUUCAGUGGCUAGAAGGAUUGGCCUCUAAAGCCCUUGAUCUGGAAAGCAAGGUGCGAGGAUCUCAUGUUGGUACCUAUCUUCCCAACUCUGGAAUUUGGCACCACACUCAGAGGUUUCUUAAAAAGGGUGCCUCUGCUGCUAACACUGUUCACCACUUGGAUUUUGAUGCUCCAACACGAGAACAUGCUAAUCAGCUGCCUGACGAUAAAAAACAAGAUGAGUCUUUACUUGAGGAUGUCUGGACUCUGUUAAGGGCUGGAAGACUGGAAGAGGCGUGUGAUCUCUGCCGUUCUGCUGGACAGCCAUGGAGAUCUGCAACUAUAUGCCCAUUUGGAGGGUUGGACCUAUUUCCUUCUGUUGAAGCCUUACUGAAGAAUGGAAAAAAUAGAACUCUGCAAGCUAUUGAACUUGAGAGUGGCAUUGGGCAUCAGUGGCGCCUUUGGAAAUGGGCUUCCUAUUGUGCGUCAGAGAGAAUUUCUGAGCAAAAUGGUGGGAAAUAUGAAAUAGCGGUUUAUGCAGCCCAAUGUAGCAACUUGAAGCGCAUGCUUCCGAUCUGUGCAGACUGGGAGACAGCCUGUUGGGCAAUGGCCAAAUCGUGGCUUGAAAUUCAGGUAGAUCUAGAAUUAGCUCGUUCACAAUCUGGCAGGAUGGAACAAUUAAAAGGCUAUGGAGAUAGUAUUGAUGGAAGUCCUGAAGGAAUUGAUAGUACCUCUCAGCCUGCAUCUGGACCUGAAAAUUGGCCACUGCAAGUUUUAAACCAGCAACCAAGAGACCUUUCUGCUCUUCUUCAGAAGCUUCAUUCGGGUGAAAUGGUGCAUGAAGCUGUUACUCGAGGAUGCAAGGAGCAGCAACGACAAAUUGAGAUGAAUCUGAUGUUAGGGAAUAUACCACAUCUCCUUGAGCUUAUAUGGUCAUGGAUAGCCCCUUCAGAAGAUGAUCAAAGCAUCUCCAGGCCUCGUGAUCCUCAGAUGAUUCGGUUCGGUGCACACCUAGUGCUUGUUCUUAGAUAUUUACUUGCUAAUGAAAUGAAGGAUCCCUUCAAAGAAAAGCUAAUGACUGUUGGUGAUCGUAUUCUACACAUGUUCUCUCUGUUUCUAUUUUCUAAGCAUCAUGAAGAAUUGGUUGGGAUUUAUGCUUCUCAGCUUGCACAUCAUCGCUGUAUCGACCUCUUUGUGCACAUGAUGGAGCUAAGGCUGAAUAGCAGUGUGCAUGUCAAAUAUAAAAUCUUCCUUUCUGCAAUGGAGUAUUUGCCGUUUUCUCAAGGGGAUGAUUUGAAAGGAAGCUUUGAAGAAAUUAUUGAGAGGAUUUUGUCACGAUCACGAGAAACCAAAGUUGGAAAAUAUGAUGAAUCAUCUGAUGUUGCAGAGCAACAUAGGCUGCAUAGUCUUCAAAAAGCUUUGGUUGUCCAAUGGCUCUGCUUUACACCUCCCUCCACAAUUGCUAAUGUUAAAGACGUUAGUGCCAAACUUCUUUUGCGAGCAUUAAUACACAGCAAUAUAUUGUUCAGGGAGUUUGCUCUGAUUUCUAUGUGGAGAGUGCCGGCCAUGCCCAUAGGUGCACAAGAAUUACUUAGUCUUCUUGCUGAGCCUUUGAAGCAGCUUUCUGAAACUCCUGAUACUUUUCAGGAUUAUGUUUCUGAGAAUCUGAAAGAGUUUCAAGACUGGAGUGAAUACUACUCCUGUGAUGCAACCUAUCGCAACUGGCUCAAAAUUGAAUUAGCGAAUGCAGAUGUUUCUCCCGUUGAACUUUCAGUAGAGGAAAAACAAAGAGCAAUAGAAGCAGCCAAAGAGACAUUGAAUUUAUCUUUGUUAUUGCUACUGAGGAAAGAAAACCCUUGGUUGAUUUCUGUGGAGGAGCAUGUUAAUGAAUCGAUGGAACCUCUAUUUCUUGAACUGCAUGCUACUGCAAUGCUCCGCCUGCCUUCUGGUGAAUCAAUGUGUCCAGAUGCUACUGUUUGUGCUGCCUUGAUGAGUGCACUUUAUUCUUCAGUGACUGAGGAAGUUGUCGUUGAACGUCAGUUAAUGGUGAAUGUUGCCAUUUCUUCAAGGGACAGCUACAGUAUUGAGGUCGUUCUGCGCUGCUUGGCGGUAGAGGGUGAUGGAAUUGGUUCACACAUCCUCAAUGACGGCGGCCUUCUGGGUGCUGUUAUGGCAGCUGGCUUCAAAGGUGAGCUUGUUAGAUUCCAAGCAGGAGUUACAAUGGAGAUAUCUCGAUUAGAUGCUUGGUUUUCAAGCAAAGACAGUUCUUUGGAGGGGCCAGCAACAUAUAUUGUGCAGGGCCUCUGUCGUAGGUGUUGUAUUCCAGAAGUCAUUCUUCGAUGCAUGCAGGUUUCAGUUUCACUCAUGGAGUCAGGUAACCCUCCUGAAAGCCAUGACCAGUUGAUUGAACUAGUCUCAAGUUUGGAGACUGGGUUCAUCCAUCUAUUCAGUCAGCAACAAUUGCAGGAAUUUUUACUAUUUGAGAGGGAAUAUUCCAUAUGCAAAAUGGAGCUUCAGGAGGAGCUGUCCUCAUGAUUAGCAGCUCGGGAUCCAAUUCUGGUUCUGUGUCAUUGUGCCACACGGCGGUGAAAUCUGACAGCCAUACCUCUCUCCCAUCCUUGGCCCCAUACUUUUUGUUCAGUACCAGAAAACGAAAAGGAAGUAAAUGUUGUAAAUUAGAUCAUAUGAAAUGAUACUUUGCCUGAUCUGUUACAAA
Messenger RNA from Theobroma umbraticum, 3685 nucleotides. Its product is annotated as nuclear pore complex protein. Lineage: Eukaryota; Viridiplantae; Streptophyta; Magnoliopsida; Malvales; Malvaceae. The record is from RefSeq and is a predicted model, not a curated record. Gene Ontology annotation, biological process: protein import into nucleus; mRNA export from nucleus; post-transcriptional tethering of RNA polymerase II gene DNA at nuclear periphery. Gene Ontology annotation, molecular function: structural constituent of nuclear pore. Gene Ontology annotation, cellular component: nuclear pore; nuclear pore outer ring.